Camelina sativa (false flax) is the source of this 2299-nucleotide messenger RNA. The record is from RefSeq and is a predicted model, not a curated record. Lineage: Eukaryota; Viridiplantae; Streptophyta; Magnoliopsida; Brassicales; Brassicaceae.
GAGAGAAACACAAAAUCACGAGAAUAGCUCUCACAUUGUCGUCUUCUUCUUCCUGCGACUGUUGUCUUCUAAAUCGAUUCGAUCUCGCCUCGUCGUCGUCUUCUAAACCGAUCUCGCCUCGUCGCCUUCUAAAUCGAUUCGACGCAAGUCUUCGAUUGGGUUUGUGUUUUGGUUUCUCGAUCGGGUUGUAUCGUUUGUGUUUGGGACGAACCGUCGAACAAAAACGAGCCGCGCCAUUGUAGUCUCUAGAAGAACUCUCUUCUUCAGUUUAGAUGGGAAGCCCUAACGACGACACCGCUGCCGAGACGGAUCUUACAAACGAUUCCAUCGGAGAGACACGAAAGGACUCCGAUUCUGAUCAGAGUCAAAAAACGAUUGCGGCGGAGAAGACUUGCCUCUUCUUAUUCUUCCUCCUCCUUCUGGUCAAUUCGAAGAAGGAGAGAGAGUCUUAGCAAACCACAGUGAUUGCUUUUACGAAGCCAAGAAAGCACAAUUUUCUAUGUUCGAGAGAAGGAGAGCAGAUCCAAAGAAUGUGGCUGCAAUCAUUCUAGGAGGAGGCGAUGGAGCUAAACUCUUCCCUCUUACCAAGCGAACAGCAACACCGGCUGUUCCGGUGGGUGGAUGCUAUAGGAUGAAACAGGUUCUCGCUGCUACACAAACUCCUGGUGAAACUGGGAAAAAGUGGUUUCAAGGAACAACAGAUGCUGUCAGAAAAUUUCUAUGGGUGUUUGAGAACAGAGUUUACUUGUUUUUUGAGUAUGCUGCUAGAGGUGAGCUUUGCAAGGAGCUUCAAAAAUGCAAGUACUUCGGCGAUCGCUGCUUCUCAAAGAAGCAGGUUUCCUUGUGAUCUCAAGUCGGCACAAGAGAACAACAAGUCUCUGGUCUUCGAUUCUGCUCUUCCCGUGACUAAACUCGUGAGCUCAAGUCGGCACAAGAAAACAACAAGUCUUUGGUCUUCGGUGAAUCUUGUGAUCUCAAGUCGGCACAAGAGAACAACAAGAAAACAACAACCUUCCCGUGACUAAACCCGUGUCUCAACCUUCCCGUCAGAACGCCCAUGAACUUUUUUGUGUUUUUCUUUCCCCACUUGAUGUUCAGUAAACUUGUAUAUAUAGCAAACGAGAAUCGGCUACUUCCCAACUGUCUCUUAAACGAUAAUCGACUACUUCCCAACUCUCUUGUAAACUCAUAUUCAGUCUGCUUUAUUCUUAAGUUUUAAAUAUUUUCUCCAUCCCAACUCUCUCUUAAAAAAUCUCUCAUUUCUUAUUGUCAUGUCUUCCCCAGAUUUAGAUGAUGAGUAUGAUGAAUUUUUUGAUGAACAUUUUGGCAAUCUAUUCCAAGAUUGCCUAGAUGAUUAUGGCAAUGAUCAACAACCAACUACUUCAAGGCGGCCAAGAGCUUAUAUUGAUAGACAACACGAAGAAGGGCAUAUUCAAUUAUGGAAUGAUUAUUUUAGCGAAAAUGCUACGUUCUCUACUAGUAGUUUCCGUCGUCGUUUUCGAAUGAACAAAUCAUUGUUCAUUCGUAUUGUUGAGGCACUAUCCAAUGAAGUACCAUAUUUCCAACAAAGAAGAGAUGCUACGGGAAGGUUGGGUCUGUCUGGAUUACAAAAGUGUACAGCAGCCAUUCGUAUUUUGGCAUAUGGGUGUGCAGCUGAUGCAGUUGACGAAUACCUCCGCCUCGCAGAUAGCACCGCAAUGCAAUGCUAGGAAAAUUUUGUGGAGGGAAUUAUAUAUUUGUUUCAAGAUACGUACCUAAGAAGACCUACAUCAGAGGAUCUCCAAUGAUUACUCAAUUUAGCAUCAGAGGACCGCAGAUUUCCCGGGAUGAUCGAAAGCAUUGAUUGUAUGCAUUGGGAAUGGAAGAAUUGUCCAACAGCUUGGAAAGGACAGUAUUCUCGUGGAUCUGGAAAACCUACAAUCGUUUUAGAGGCUGUGGCAUCGCAAGAUCUCUGGAUUUGGCAUGCAUUUUUUGGUCCUCCAGGUACUUUAAAUGAUAUCAAUGUUCUUGACCGUUCACCAGUUUUUGAUGACAUCUUAGAAGGUCGAGCUCCGAGAGUAGAUUACUUUGUCAUCGGACGACAUUACAAUAUGGCUUACUACCUCACUGACGGUAUAUAUCCGAGAUGGGCAACAUUCAUCCAAUCAAUUUCACUUCCACAAGACUCGAAAGCAUCGUUAUUUGCAAGGUGUCAAGAAGCUGCCUGAAAAGAUGUCGAACGUGCUUUUGGAGUCUUGCAAGCUCGUUUUGCGAUUGUUAAAAAUCCUGCACUUUUUUUGGAUAAGGCAAAAAUAGGAAA